AUGAACCAACAAUUCAUAGGCUCCAGAGCUAUUGGAAGAGAUGGAUUGGUGUUUAAUUUUAUGAAAUCUGAAAUUCUUGAUCAGGUAUUACCUUCUAGGAUUCAUUCAAUUGAUUUUAUAUCAAAUUAUUUCACUAGAGAAGACUCUUUAUGUGAAUUACCUCCAAUUAUUGUAAAUCAUAUUGGUUAUGUGAGGAAAAUUAAUUUUUCUAGACAAACAAGUUUUAAAGAUUUUAAUCAAUUGGAUUUAUUUACAAAUUUGGAAGAAUUUAAAAUAUCUGAUACUCGUUUACCUGCUGAAAAUGUUAUUAGAAUUCUUUCAUCUAACAAGCAUUUGAAAUCUAUUGAAUAUAGUAAUCCGCUCUGUGAUAGCUCCACUCUUGACGUUCAAUUAUUCUUGGCAAGUAUUAUUUCACUUCCUAAUUUGAGACACGUCAAUUUGUCAGGAGUUAAAUUCAUCAAUGAUGAAAUUGUAGCCAAGUUAUUGAUUAAUUUACCAUACUUGUCUGAUUUGGUAGUAAGAUAUUGUACAAAUGUUAGUGAUAUUGCAUUUGCUGGUAUUGAACAACACAAACAUAUCAAAAUUGUGGAUAUCACUGGUUGUAAAAUUACAAAUCCUGGAAUAAUUCUCAAAAAUCAAAAUAUUAGAAAGCUGAGUUAUGAAGAUUCUGAUUUUGAGAACGUAUAUCUUGACCUAGGAACAAUUGUAUCAAAGGUUAUUGAGCUUUCAUUUAGUCUCUCAACAAAUAUUUCCACAAAUGUAUUGAGAAGUAUUGCUGAUUCCUGUCCAGAUGUGGAAAUUUUAAGAUUAGAAACAAGUACUUACAAAUCUGAUGGCUUGAAGCAAUUCUUAAAUUCAUCCAUCAACAAGUUGACAAGCCUCAAAGAACUCUAUUUGAAUGGAACAAAAUUAGAUGAUGGAAAUAUUAAGGAGAUUCUCUUAGAAAAACUUCAAAUUCUCAGUUUAGAAUUCAAUAAUAUUACAGAUUCUUCCAUUGAUAAGAUUAAACAAUUCACUCAACUCACAGACAUCAGAUUAGGAAGAACCAAUAUAACACAUAAGGGUAUUGCUGAUCUAUUAGCUCAUUAUCAUUCUAUUGGAAAGGUCAUUGAAAACCUAGCAUUGAAUUCACUUAAAAUUACAGGUGAACAAAUUCUUUCCAUUCCUCAUUGGAGUCAAGUUCAGAGAUUGAAUCUUUCCAAGAAUAAGGUGAAUAAUGAUGCCUUCCUCUUUCUUAUCAAAUUAUUGAAUAUUAUCGAAUUGAAUUGUUCUGAUAAUAUGAUUACCAAUGAAGCUGUUCAUCCACAUAUCUAUUCUAAUAGAACUUUGAGAAAACUAAACCUUUCUUCCAAUAGAAACAUUUCUGCACGUACCAAAUCAUCCAUUGUUAUGAAAUGUCCAAAUAUAAGUGAGCUAACCUUAUAA
Messenger RNA from Naegleria gruberi, 1425 nucleotides. RefSeq lists its product as uncharacterized. The transcript is spliced from 2 exons. Gene Ontology annotation, cellular component: SCF ubiquitin ligase complex. Bases 1 to 1425 code for a protein of 474 amino acids. Gene Ontology annotation, molecular function: protein binding. The record is from RefSeq and is a predicted model, not a curated record. Gene Ontology annotation, biological process: SCF-dependent proteasomal ubiquitin-dependent protein catabolic process. NCBI's taxonomy places the organism in Eukaryota, Heterolobosea, Eutetramitea, Acrasida, Naegleriidae.